GUGACAGAGUUAAACAAAAUCAUUCCAGCAAUACAAAGAGGAUUGCAGAUUUACGAUGAUGGAGUUCUUCUGAAUAAACAUGAUGGGAAGAGUCCGUAUAUGGUCUCCAGAACACCAAUUAAUCCCCAGUUGACCUACUUUGAGAUGGAGAUCGUUGCCAGUGGAACAGACGGAGAAAUCGGACUUGGCCUUACACAUAACAUGCCAGACAAUUCAGAAACCAUAGGGAAGUCGAGAUAUGAAAUUAUGUUCUACACAAUUAACACAGCUGGAAAUGGAAAGGUGUUCCAUAUGGAUGCCCAAAAGUCUUUGGAUUCUUUGAAACUCGAGACCGGUGAUGUAGUUGGAUGCGGCUUGGAAGGGAAAUUUGGAGAUGAUGGAAGACUUGUCGAAAAUUCUGAAGUGGAGGUUUUCUUCACCAUCAAUUGUAAAGAGAUUCAUAGGCAGAAAUUACCGUACAGGUCCGAUCAUUUAUUCCCAUUUUUCCUUCAAACUUCAAAUUCGGCCGUUCUUAGAGUCCGUGGAUUCACCGCCGAUACAGAUUGGAAUAAGACUGAAUUUCAACCAAAAGACCAGAAGAACUUGCCCUCUGGUGUUUCGAGGUUUUCUGGCUGUGAGUUUUCCGUAGUGGAUGUGUCUGGUGGUGGAAACGCUUCAGCCCUCAAAAACAAGAUGUCUCAUGACAAACUGCCCUGUAUACAAACAUUAAAAGAAAGCAUGAAAAGACUGGAGGGGUUAGUAGACGUAGGAAGUUUUGCGCACCAGCAGAGGUUGUCAGAACUACAUAGAGCAUUGGAGAACAUUGACCGCCUCUCCAAGUCUCCCGAAAGGGUUAAAUUCUUGUCUCUGAAAUUGUCUACUAAAGAGGGGGUUGAAGCUAUGAAGAAGACCAUUUUGAACCAAUUCCUGUCUCAUUCGGACCUUCAGAUGCCAAUAUACUCACUUCCACAGACUCUUCUUAAGGUUGUGGAGAGUACAAGAAAAGAACUGAAAUCUCGGGGUAUUUGUCAAGUUGUGGAUGGCACGUCUGAAGAUCAUUCCUGUCCGACUCUGUACGAGAGAAUUAAAAAUGUUUCACCAACUUAUUUGACAGGAGAAAUGUUCCUGCAGUUGGUAGAACGAAUGUUUCAUCAGGGACAUCUGAUAUGUGUACAAACCGAUUGUGGCCUGUUGGCAGUAGACCUGGAGUUUGCAGCGAAAUCUGUCGAGUCACUCAUCAAUUUUUCUAAAAUUGAAAAUCUAAAGACAGGAAUCACAGCAUUUGGAGAAAAGUCCAUCGUUUGGAAAGCUGACAUGAAGGAUGAGGAAAAAGAGAAGUUGAUAUUGAUCUUCCUACAGAAUUACUUAGGUCUAAUGAAAGUUCCUGUGACGUUGAGAACUAGCAUUAAAGAUGAGAAAUUGGUCUUUGCACUCUUGAGAAAUUUAGAUCCACCCAAAUUCACAUUUAGAGAAUUUAUAGCGAGGGAGAAAGCUGUAAAAGACUGUAUACUGAUCCAGAGUACAUACAGUUUCCCUGCCUUUUAUCCACACCAGUUGUUUCCCCUCGUGUUAGCUGCCACUGUUGGCUACGGCCGUCCCAUAAUCCUUUCACAGGAAGGAGGAGUAUUCCUGUUUGGUGCUGUCCAAGUCAUUGUUAGAGAGGAAACAACAAAUGGAACCAAGAUGCUGAUGGUUGAAUGUAGAUGCUUUCUGCCACAGAAGAGAACGCAGUCUGUAAAUGAAGAUACAGAGAAAAGCGUCAGAGAAUACACAAAGCAUAUCUUCUUUAUUGUGACCGAUCUCGUAGAUCGUAUUAUCAAGAGGCAGGGUAUUGUAGCAGUUAUCUCACAGAAUAUCCCUCCUAAUUCAGUGAAUGCUUCUUUGGGCUGCAACCAUAACUGGAGUCCCCUUCCAGACACUGACCACAUUCAGUCGGUUUGCACUCUGUGUAACUUAUGUUGUGAGUCAGGGGAACAGUGUCCAUACAACAGAAUCAUGGGCACGGAUCAUAGGGAGUGCGGGUGUAAGACAACUACCCCUGGAUGUGUGGACUGUGGGAUAUGUGUAACCUGUGCCAAAGGUUUAUGGGAUCUGAGGACAGAAUUAAGACCAAUGGCAAUGUCUAUAACCUCAAACGCUGAUAUCUACAGAGCGACCUUGAACCCAGUGACCUUUAAUGAGAUCGAGGUUGAUGUGAUAUCUGGAAUGUGCCCUCCAAUGUGUCUAAGUUCUGAAAGAAGUACCAUAAUGGCUGCCCCAGGCCUAUCUCGAUCGUUUAGCAGCGACGGGAAAAUUAGUUUAUCUGACGUCAGACAAGCUCAGGAAUACAACAAAGAUUUACGACUUUGUAUAAGAGAGGGUGAUCGACUGAAAAUACGACUUUCAGCACCAAAGGGAUAUAUAUCUAGCACUGCAGAUAAAAGCAAUACAGCAGGAGUGACACCAGCAUUUGUUCAGUAUUACACGGAUAUCUGUAAAGAAGCACUGGUUCUACAGGAGGCAGGCGUUGUUUGCUACAAGACUGGAUCUAAACCUGUUGCUCAGUUUGUUGCACCAAAGCCAUUUUCGGAGGCCUUAAAAAGAUUUUCCAUAAAGAUUCUUUGUGGCGGAUCUAAGAACUGUAUUGGAGUAGGGAUGUGUCCCAGAAUGUAUGCUAGUAAUAAUAUGCCCGGAUGGAAGAGUAAAUCUUUUGGAUACCAUGCAGACGACGGAGGAAUCUUCAUUGAAAAGGGGAGUUCCCAGACAAAAGUUGAGAAAUGUAGUGAUGGAGACGUCAUGGCAGUGGAAUUUGAUGUCAAGAGUAGCGAACUGAAGUUUUUCAAGAAUGAUCAAGAGGUACAUGUACAUAAAAUGACGGUGCCAGGAAAUGGAAAACUACCCGAUUUUUAUCCAAUGAUAGGCCUUCAUUCUGAAUUUGAGUGUGUCAAGCUUCUAGAGAUUGAGCCCUGGACCCCUUUGGAUCCAAAUGCGAGAAAAGAAAUCCCCAAAAGCAUAGACUUCACAGAGGUUGAAGGAUUAAUAAUAAGCCCACCUAAGACAAUCAUUCUAUCAAGGCUCUUCUAUGCCCUUUGUUCAGGGCAAAUUAUUUUGCACAACACAACUAAAACGCCACUUGGGUAUAAGUUUGAGCCAGCCAGGAUAUUCAAAGCCAGAGACGCGGACGGAGGAGAGGACUGCAGUACAGGAAUUAUAGAGGCUAAUGAUACAAAGGUUAUCAUGUGCCAUGCAGAACAACAGAUAUCGAAGUUAUCUGAUAUCACCAUAGAGUGGAUAGAACUACAGAAAAAUAAAACCUACCCUGACGAAGACUUAAAGAAGUCUUUGAAAGGAAAAUGCCAUGUCUACAGACUAAGUGCAAUCAUGAAACACACAGAUUACAACAGAGGGCUAAGCAGAGUUGUAAAAGGAGAAAAGAGAAAGGAUUAUGUGCUCGAAAUUUUCAAAAACGCUGAAAUGAUUGAGCAAUAUUGGAUAACUCCAGACAACUACUGUCUUACCCUACCGUUUGACUAUGGGCAGUACGCUAUCAGAUACCCAAAGUGCCCAAGUUUAAAUUUUCCUGAACAACUUGAAAAAGGCAUGAAAGUCUUCAUCGCUCUGCCAAACAAUUCUGUAGCAGAAGCUGUGAUUAUUGGAGUGGAACAUUCAGGGAAAUAUCAGUUGGAGUAUUCACCAGAAGGUGACAGGGAUAAUGAGGUCAUCACUGGGGACCACAGUAUAAUGGAAGUAAAGGGAUACAAAGAAGGCGAUCCAGUCUUAAUGUAUAGAAAUGAUGCCUCUCAGAAGUCCCUUUCCCAGUCAUUCGUGUAUGCGCCUCCUUAUCUUGUGCCUGAGGAGUGUGCGAAUGUCCUGAAAUUAACAGACAGUAAUUGGAUAUCAACACUUCUGAACCAAGCAGCCACAUGUUUAACUGAUAUCAAUAGACUUACAGUUCAGGAGCAGAUGAUGGUGAUGCAAAGCAGAAAUUUGAUUGGUUGGUUGGAUGGCUAUGGAGCCAAUGGAUCUGUAGAGGACACAUUUGCGUUUCUACCAAAAACUCUGAACACGAAUGUUUUCCUUUAUCCAAGUUUGGGAAUGUUUGUUGAUCUAAACGUCCACAGAUUGUGUUUUUAUGCAGAUCAGCUGCUUAACUACCAACAACAGAAAAAGAUUCAUUUAAGAAACCCCCUGCAUUUCAUGGAUAUGCAUGCCUUGACUCCAAAAUCAAACGUUCCCCUUGAUGUCACAUUUGCUUGCAAAUUUCAAGGAUGGGUUUAUAUAGCUCUCAUAGCAAAGCAGCUUCUUCUUCCGUCUCAUCAAUCCAUUUUGCCUGAAAAGGACCUUGAAACAUUUUCAAGAACAGAGAUUGAACAUUUGAUGUUUGAGGUAGUCCACCAAUUUGCUACCUUAAGCAGCCUGUUUGCAGCCCAGUAUGGUGGUCUUCAGAACCAGAGCAAUCCAGUCUCAGGAACAAAAUCCAUCCUCCAACUUAUUGAAGGUCAAUGUCAACCAUUGAUAAAAUACAAGGGAAAUCCAAUCACCGAACAAAACAAUCUUAUUCAAGAAGGUGUUUUGUGUAUCUGUAAAGCUCACAAACUUUCCAUGGCAACUUCAGACUAUGAUCUUGAAAGUGAAUUGGAUAUCACUUAUGACUUUUUUCAGCCGUAUAUGGAAAACGUCAAUUCAAUUGAUUUGGGCCUUACCAAAAAAGUGAACUUUCCUGGAGAUUUUUUCGAGAAACUGCCAAAUUUAGAAAAUUUCUCCCUAACUAGGUGUUCUCUAAAAGACAAACACCCUCUUCCCGGCAACAGUGGAACCUUGAAGGAAUUGAGAUACGUCAAUAUCGGCAAUGUCAAUGUUACAGAAUUACCUUCUGACAUUCUUCGAGCGGAGAAACUUAAGGAGGCUCGUUUCCAGGGAAUUCCUUUGGUAAAAAUAAAGAACAUUAUGCAGCGGUUCUCAAAACCCUAUGUGCUAACAAAAUUAAUCCUGAAUGACAUCAAGUUGGAAGAAUUACCGAGCGAUAUCAAGAAUUUGACGUUGUUAGAAGAACUAAGUAUUGAUCAUAAUCCUCUAAAAAGGCUUCCUAUCGCUUUAAAAGAGUUGAAGAAGCUCAGGGUACUUUCCAUAAAAGGAUUUCCACUGAUGAAUUUCAAUGGAGAAGUAGAAAGUUUAACCAGACAGCAAUACAAGGCUUGGCAUAAAGAAAAUCCAGCAAUUGUAAAUUUUUUGACCACCGAGAAAGUAGAUGCUCUAUUUGACGAAGUGGACAGAAAAAGAAGAGGAAGUUUGGACGUAUCGGAGAUUGCGCAGCUUAACCUCAAGCUCUUCUUCCUUCUCCCUAGAUUUGGAACUGAUGGAUUCAAUGAGAAAUAUGGAGGCUGGCCGGAUGUCAUAUUCAAAUUGACCCAACUGAAGGAACUCUAUUUUGGAUAUCAGGGAAUCACUCUGAUCCCAUCAGAUCUGAAGGCCUUAACUCAUCUCGAAGUUGUGGAUCUCCAGCAUUGCCCUUUAUUGGAGACAUUGUCAGCAAAAUUAGGAUUUAUGAUCAAUCUUAAAAAUAUCAAUCUGCAACAUUGCCCCUCCUUAAGAACCCCUCCUCAUGAGGUGGUGAGUCGAGGUUUUGAAUCAGUAAAGGCUUACCUGAAGAGAUUAGAUGGCGGUUUUACCACCUGCAGGAGAACAAAACUCAUGUUUGUUGGGGUGGGAGAUGCCGGUAAAACCAGUUUACUGAAAGCGUUGACCAGUACCUCCAAGAAAACAAGCGGUACCCAAAACGCUCUGUUGACUGACGGUAUUGACAUCAAGUCAUGGAAAGUCAAGGUACCAGACAAAGGAGAGAUCGUCUACUCAGCCUGGGAUUUCGCUGGACAGUCUGUCUACUAUAAUACUCACCAGUUUUUCCUGACCUCUCGAGCCGUCUAUCUCUUACUCUGGAACAUGAGGAUGGGAUUUCAACAUGCUGGUCUGGAUUUCUGGUUAAGUUCUAUAGCAUGUCACGCUCCAGAUGCACCAGUUCUUAUCAUAGGAACACAGGCAGACCAGAUUCCAAAACCCGAAAUUGAAGAGAAGGUAAUAAAGAACUCUUACCCUCAAAUCCAGGGAUUUCAUUAUGUUAGCUCAAUCCAAGGAACGGGCAUAAAAGAACUAGAGGAACAGUUGAUAGAAAUAACUUUACAGCAACCUUAUUUGGAAGAAAAAAUCCCUCAAGUCUGGUUAAACUUGGAAGACAAAAUGUUAAAAAUGCGGAAAGAUAGCAGUAUUUUGGACUGGAGUCAAGUUGAGCAGAUAGCAAGAGAUGAAGGAAUCUACCACGAACAAGAUCUUAAGGAAGCUAUUUCCUUUCUUGAUAACCUUGGGACCGUUCAGUACUUUGAUACAGACUUCCUGAGAGACAAGGUGGUCGUUGACCCUCAGUGGAUUGUCAAGGUCAUGGCGUGUGUGGUAUCUGUCAGAGCCUCUGCCAUACAAAAAAACGAUGGUCGGUUCGAGCAUUCUCAACUAGAUGUUGUGUGGGAUAAAUAUGAUGCUAAACUUCGACCUUGGUUGCUGAGUCUUACAGAAGAAUUUGACUUGACCUUUCCUCUUCCGGGGCAACCUCUAAAUAUAGUACCAUGUCUUCUUCCAAUAGAGCCACCAGAAGAGUUUCGUUGGCCUGAUCUUGAUCCACUUUCAUCUGAUGGCAUCAGUGAAAAUAAAAUCAUGUAUAAAUUUGUCUACCUUCCGGGAGGUCUUUUCAACAGACUUCAGGUUCGAUUGUUUAAUUUUUCUGAUGGAAAGAUGAUCUGGAAAAAGGGCUCCUACUUACAAAAGAAUCAGCACUUGGCUCUGAUCCAACAAAACAGUGAGCGUCAGCUGACCGUAACCGUCCAAGGCCCGCGUCCAGAGAACGUUUUAUUCCUGAUUCACGAAGUAUUAGAGAGCCUGAUCACGGAAUCGUAUCAUGGAGUAACCUAUGAUUAUUAUAUCCCUUGCCCAGAUUGUAUUGCAAAAGGGUCUGACAGCUUCAGGAACCCAUAUCUCUUCAAAGCAUCCAUUAUCAAAAAAGGAAAGAACAUGAACGCUCCUUUUCUGCAGUGCACAGAGAAUUUCCAUACUGUUGCUAUGACACAGCUAUUAGCUAUCAUGCCGGAUGAUAGGAAUUCAGACUUUGACAUUCACCUUCAGAACAGUAUAAGCGCCCUUCAGUCUAUCAAUAAUGACAUUGAAUAUGAUGUGGCUGUCCUGUACUGUCAAGCAAAUGUACCUCCAAAGGGAAAGAAUGACCUUAUCAAUCCUAAAGAAGUCAAAAAUGAUUUACGUGCAUGGAAUUACAGUGUCUGGAUGCCUGAGAGUGUGACACCAGACCGAGUCAGUGAGAUGACACUACAGCUAAAGAACUCAAAGGUUGUAGUGUGCUGUAUGUCUGACCAAUUUGAGAAGGACGAAACUUGCCAUAACAUGUUCUUGUACAUCACAAAUCAGCUUAGGAAGAAGGUACUCAUUGUGGUGGUACGACCCAGCAUGGUGUGGCAAGAAACAGAUCUGGGAAUGAAGAUUGGGGAUGCUUUUGUGUGCAUGAUACGUACUCCAGAUAGAUAUAAAUCAAAGAUUGUUGAUCUCAAGGACAUGGUAGAAAAGACAUUGAUUGCCAUGGAGAAGGACAAACAGAGACCGGCAGAUGUAUUCAUAAGCUACUGUUGGCAAAACUCCAAGAAAGCUGUUGACAAGGGAACCAAGAUCAAAGACAAGAGUUCUCUAGGAGCAGUGGACCCAAGAGAUAUAAAAGAUUACUUAACGGACAAGAAAGUGGCCUGUUGGAUUGAUAUUGAAAAAAUUGGCACUUAUGGAUUGUAUAUGGACAUUGCGAUGGGACUUCAGGGCUGUAAGCUUCUUGUCUGUUGUGUUUCAGAUGAGUACUCUGAUUCUGAGAACUGUAUGAUGGAGCUGAAGUAUGCUGUGUUGAAUCUCAAACUUCCGGUCAUCGUGGUUCCUGUCGGCACCGGAAGUCGCUGGAAAUCAAAGGUUGGAAUCUUCGUGGUAAAGACAGAAGAAGAAGCACCCGAGAUCUCAAUGCAACUGGAAGAUAACAAAGAAAAACUGCUGACCAAAGUAAAAGAGAUUCUAGCUACAAAAUGCAAGACAGAGGACGAAGCUAAAGAAAAACAGAAACAGGAGAAAGAAAGAAAGAAAAACCUGGAGAAAAAGGCCCAGGAUCUCAAAUUUUCUUAUCAGGAAGAAUAUGAACUGCUACAGAGGAAAUUCCUAAGACAUGUUACCAUGAUAACGACAAAGUUAAAUUUUGAGGUCCUGCCAAGAUUAUUGGUGUUUGACUUUGUCAAGGCUGGAUCCACAGGAAAAUCUACAGAGCAGGGAACUCCAAGAAGGCCAAGGACUGGGAAAGAGCGCAGAAAGGCCGUGAUUUUGGAUGACGAAGAUGAAGACUGGCAGGCGGAAGAAUUCUGUGUCAAGGUCAUGUGUGAGCAUGAAGAGGGAUGGCAUGUAUCGGAGAAAUCACUGAAUCUGAGUGCCAGGUCAACAGAAGAGGUGUAUCACGUGAUUAGAGAGGCGGCCCCCUAUCUUUCUAGACUGUAUGCUGUCCUGAAACAGAGCUCAGUCAAUCUCAACUGUCUAAGAGGGAAGACUGGAGACUCCUUUUGUAGUUACAUUGACAAGAAAGGAUUAGUUGAAUCCAACUUUGGAAAGGCAUAUGAGGCCAUUCAUCAUUUUGUUGCCGAUCAUGCAGGAAAGCGGGAUCUUAUGCAGAAACUUCAUAGAUGUCAUUUGCCAAGUGGAAAAAUACUAUGGCUUUGUGAUAACCAUUCGAAAGGAAACCGUAUCACAAAACUAUCUUUAGGUGGAGGCAGUUCAAGGUCAACAGGACUGGUGACCUUGACCCGAGAGGACGAUUUUCUAAAAGAACACAUGAGAAAACAUCCAACAGUUAUCAAGCUUUUGAAACGCCCUGAACCCGUGGAAGAAGAGGAAAAUGAAAAGGAAGAGGAAAAGGACAAUAAUACUGAAGAAAGGGAUGCGGAUCAGGAGCAGAUGGAAGAUAAUAAAAGAUCAGAGGACAACAACACUGAAACUGCGGUGCAUAAAACAGAAACACCCCCAGAAGUAUUCUCAGAUAAAUCCAAGGGAAAUCUAAUUAAGAAUACUGCAAUCAAACAGGGAGGUCCAAUUAACCGAGUAGGAAGUCCUUGUCCAUCCAGAGGAGCCGUGGAAAUAAAUGAUACUCCUAAAAAUAAGAGAAGAGAGCAGGAGAAAGGUAAAGGAAGCCCAACGACAUCCAGAGGAGAUGUGCAGUCGAAUGAUGCUCCUAAAAAGCAAGACAAAGAGGAAUGCCCUAAACGGUCUGCCUGCUGCUCUUGCUGGAUUGGUGGAACAGAUGGCGAUAUUGAGGGGGUUUUCACCUGGAAUUACCACACCAAUAUAACCUAUCAAAACUGGUACCCAAGACAGCCUGAUAACGUAAAUGACGCAGAUUGUGCCGUUAUUUGUAGAGAUGUGCUGGUGUUAACCUGGUCUACCUGUGUUCUACCUGUGUGUGUUCACCUGUACACCUGUUUUUACUGGAGCAUUAAAAUGGCCACAAAGGAAAUAAAGGACACAAAAGCAGGGAGAUCAAACACCAAACAAACAAUGGACAAAAGCAGAUCUUCAUUGUCACUGUCAUCAGUCCCAGCUGAGGUCAAAGGCCAAAUAGUGUCUACAAAGCCAGCCACAAAACAGAGAAGAAUUUCAUCAGCAGGAGAGGAUGAUCAUUCAGAAAUGGAGAACAUCAAAUGUACUCUUACCUCUAUGCAAGAAACCCUUAAAAACAAGUGA
This is a messenger RNA of Saccostrea cuccullata (small rock oyster), 9768 nucleotides long. RefSeq lists its product as uncharacterized. The record is from RefSeq and is a predicted model, not a curated record. Lineage: Eukaryota; Metazoa; Mollusca; Bivalvia; Ostreida; Ostreidae. Gene Ontology annotation, biological process: signal transduction. Gene Ontology annotation, molecular function: protein binding. The transcript is spliced from 65 exons. The annotation marks the transcript as partial.